Molecule: messenger RNA, 1495 nt
Organism: Neltuma alba
Lineage: Eukaryota; Viridiplantae; Streptophyta; Magnoliopsida; Fabales; Fabaceae
Product: UDP-glycosyltransferase 83A1-like
Exons: 2
Coding region: 13-1365 (450 amino acids)
Molecular function (GO): quercetin 7-O-glucosyltransferase activity; quercetin 3-O-glucosyltransferase activity
Source: RefSeq, a predicted model, not a curated record
ACUCUCGCAGAAAUGGGGAUUCCUCACUUUCUCGUUAUACCAUACCCAACACAAGGACACUUGAAUCCCAGUAUGCAGUUCGCUCAUGCUGUGGUCAAACAUGGCUGCAACGUCACUUUCCUAAGCACAGAGUUCAACCACCAAAGAGCGAUGAUGAAGGCUGCGAGUUCUGAUCAAGAAAACCUCUUGGGAUCAAAGAUCAAGUUAGUCUCACUCCCGGAUGGUUUAGAUCCUGAAGAUGAAAGAAGAGACUUGCAGAAUCUGGUUUUUUCAAUCAAAAAGACCAUGCCUUUAAGCCUUCCUAAACUCAUAGAUGAGAUUAAUGCUUUAGAUGGUAACAGUAAGAUCACUUGCAUAGUUGUUACUGUUAAUAUGGGAUGGGCCUUAGAAAUUGGAAGCAGACUGGGAAUCAAAGGUGCUCUGCUCUGGCCUGCCUCUGCAACUACUUUGACUCUCUGUGAUUCCAUUGACAGCUUCAUUGAUGACGGUGUUAUUGAUUCUGAAAAUGGACUUCCGAUCAAAACCCAGAAAAUUCAGCUUUCUCCUAGCAUGCCUCUGAUGGCCCCAAAAGAUUUGCCUUGGUGCAGCCUGGGAAGGGUCUACUUUGAACACCUGGUACAAGAGAUUCAGACUUGCAGGUUAGCACAAUGGUGGCUCUGCAAUACUGUGCAUGAACUUGAACCUGUGGCUUUUUCCACAUCACCAAGGCUCUCGCCUAUUGGUGGCCCAAUGUUGGCAAAUAGUGACUACAACCCAACAUCAUUCUGGGAAGAAGACAGAACCUGUCUACAUUGGUUAGACCAACAACAACCUAAAUCUGUCAUUUAUGUUUCUUUUGGUAGUUUGUCAGUGUUGGAGCCUAACCAGUUUACAGAACUAGCACUUGCGCUCGACCUUUUGGAUAUGCCUUUUCUUUGGGUUGUGAAGCCUGCGAAUGAACAACAUAAUGCAUACCCACAUGCGUUUAAGGAAACUAAUAAGGGUAAAAUUGUUGGUUGGGUCCCACAGAAGAAGGUCUUGAAACACCCUGCCAUAGCUUGUUUCAUUAGCCAUUGUGGUUGGAAUUCCACCAUGGAAGGUUUAAGUGGUGGGGUGCCUUUCUUGUGUUGGCCAUUUCGCAAUGACCAGUUCGUGAACAAGUUUUUUAUUUGUGAGAUUUGGAAGGUUGGAUUGGGACUUGACAAGCAAGAAAAUGGGGUUAUAUCAAAGGAUGAGAUCAAUAAGAAGGUGGAGCUGGUUCUUGGAAGUGAAGAUAUGAAAGCAAGGUCUUUGAAAUGCAAGGAAAUUGUGAUAGAAAACAUGGAAAAAGAAGGUCGUCAAUAUACAAGGAAUCUCAACAACUUUAUCAACUGGACCAAGGAGUGAACAUGUUCCUGCUGAUCAAUUAAUAAAGGGUCGGAAUUCCUAUUAGAGAAUGUGAUGUGUAUCCAAAAGCUUGAGGUUCCUCAUUUACGUAUUCAUAAGCUUGACGCCAAGAAAAAACAUAAUUCCUCUC